AUGGCGAUGCAAUUAACAGCCACCCUAUUCCUCCUCCCAAUUGGGCUGAGACGCCUCUACUGCUCCUCCUCUCUAUUCCUCAAGACCCCAUCUCUCUUCAAAUCCAAAUCAUGGUACAUCUCCGAUUCCAAACUGAAAAAUCUUGAUUUAUACAUCCUCAUAAUAUCUCUUCCCAUUGCUUCCUUCUCAGAGUUUUUCAUUUUCUUGUCAUUCAACGGCCACCCAACUUAUCAUUUCGCAUUCUUGCAACAAUCUCUGGUUCUUUUUCUUUACUGGGUAUUAACAAUUUUGAUUCUGUUACAUGGUAGUUCCAUAAUUGACCCAUUACUUGUUAAUGAUAGUUUCUUGUUUGCUUGUACUGGGAUUGUAUUCUUUUUGGAGUAUUUAGUUAUUGGUAAAGGAAUUUCUGGUGUUGUUAGUGAGGUCGUUUAUGGGUUAUGUGGUGAUUUGAGUGUUAUUUGUGGGUUGUGUUGUUUGUACUUGGCUGUUAAGCCUAGUGCUUUUUUUGUUGAGUUUUGUUUGUGUUGUGGGUUGGUUUUUAAAGGGACUUGGUUUUUGCAAACUGGGCUGUGUUUGUAUACUGAUGUCUUUGUGUUUAAAGGGUGUCAGAAGGUGGUGGUUUUGGUUGGUAGUGAGAAUGCUGAGGUUAAGUGUGAUCUUGAGGAGGAUGGAUUGAGAGGUGUUGCUUUGGUUAAUUUGUUGUUUAUUGGGCAUGCUAUUGGGGUUUUGCUUGUAAGCUUGGGGAUGUUUGCUUUAUUGUCGAGUGGUAGAGUUUCUAGGCAUGGUGAGACGAGUGGUCCGUUGCUGGCGGGGUUUGAAUCUGAUGGUAAUUCGAUGCGCGCGAUGUCUGAAUUUGAGCUGGAAUGA
Messenger RNA from Mercurialis annua (annual mercury), 867 nucleotides. RefSeq lists its product as uncharacterized. Bases 1 to 867 code for a protein of 288 amino acids. NCBI's taxonomy places the organism in Eukaryota, Viridiplantae, Streptophyta, Magnoliopsida, Malpighiales, Euphorbiaceae. The transcript has a single exon. The record is from RefSeq and is a predicted model, not a curated record.